Phialemonium atrogriseum is the source of this 2007-nucleotide messenger RNA. RefSeq lists its product as uncharacterized. The transcript has 7 exons. Gene Ontology annotation, biological process: regulatory ncRNA-mediated heterochromatin formation; translation. Bases 1 to 2007 code for a protein of 668 amino acids. Gene Ontology annotation, cellular component: ribosome; nucleus. Gene Ontology annotation, molecular function: siRNA binding; structural constituent of ribosome. Lineage: Eukaryota; Fungi; Ascomycota; Sordariomycetes; Cephalothecales; Cephalothecaceae. The record is from RefSeq and is a predicted model, not a curated record.
AUGUCCAUGUUUAGGGCCAAAAAGCUCGAUCUGGGCUGCUUCGUCAAUGUCAAGAUUAUACGCGAUCACACCAAGCGGAAGGUCUUCGAGGAAUUCGAACCUCAGAGGCAGGCACUCCGGUACAUCGUCCGCAACACGGCGCUCCCGGUGCGAACGAGGGCCGAGGCCCAGCUGCAGCUGACCCAGAUGCACUGCUACACCCGGCCGACGCAGAUCCGGAACCGGUGCGUGAUGGGCGGCAAGGGGCGCGGCGUCCUGCGGGACUUUAAGCUCUCGAGGUACAACUUCAGAAUGCAGGCUCUGGAGGGCAAUAUACCUGGCGUGAAGAAGGCUAUUUAUCGAUCUGCGCUGCUUGACCUUUUCCGACCUCUUCUACUCACACAUAUCACCUUCCGAUACCUGAUACUUGGAUUCUUGCCACUCAUUUUCUUCGGCGGCAUUGUGAUCAUGUUUCGACGCCGGUGGUCGGGUCUCCCGGCCGAUCCAGUCUAUCCUGCCGAUCUGACGGAACUCGGCUACUUUGUCAACGGCGACGACGAGAUCCGCUCCAUCGAGGAUCCCAAGAAAUACUUCAAGUACUUCAUCACCAAAAACGACCGCUGGAACGAGAGACAGCGCUUCGCCCUGAAAGAAGCCAUCGAGAGACUCAUCCACGCCCGCCUCGAGGGCCUAGGCCUCGAGAAACUCCGCCUCCCCCUCGGCGCCCGCCCAGCCGACCGCCACAUCCCCAUCUUCGCGAGCGCGGACCUCGCGACCGCAGACCGCAUCGUCGUCAUCUUCGGCGAGCCGGCCCAGGACCUCGGCAUCCUCGCCCAGCGCGUGGCCUCGGGGCCGGGCGGCCUGGACAGGGGCUCGAUGGUGUCCGUCGUGCGCAGCGCCAUGACGAUCAUGGCCGGUGCCGGUGCCGACGAGGGAGAAGAUGGGAGAGGGAAAGGGAAGGGAGAGACGCGGCCGGGGAUCGUCCUCGCCAACACGGGCCAGCUGUGGUGGUGGCCCGAGGGCGGGCGGCCGCUGACGCACGCGGGCAGGCAUGCCAUGCCGAUGGCGAGCGCCGUGCACUGGGGGCGGGCGGACGGCGGGCCCCGCAACGAAGUCGCCGGGAACGAGACGGUGGGGGCGCACGUGCGGUGCGUGUUCGAGACCGUCGUCCGCGGGCUCGCGGCCCCGCGCGCCAGGAUCCACGUCGUCGCCGUCGGGGACGCGGCAGACGAGGUCGAGGCGUACCUGGAUGGCGAGGAGGCGUGGCGGGAGUGGGGACCCAGGAUGGAGUGCCUUGCGCUGCUGGGGGGGUUCUACAAGGCUGCAGAUCUGAAGUGCGAGGGGUUCAAGAGGUUUAUGAGGGAGCGAGCCCGCGCCUACGUCAUCCACGACGACCCGCUAGACUUCCCCAUCUCGGGCCCGGACGGCAACCCGAAGGAAGUGGCCUUCACCGAAUUCGGCUGCCCCGUCUACAGCGCGGGGCCCGACGCCAGCCUCGUCGAGCUGCUGCUGAUCCACACGCACCCGGCGGUGCUCGGGUGGACCCGCGAGGUGGCCCGCGCGGGCGCCGGAUACAAGAACCCGCACAUCGAGGUCGCCGCUGCGCGCGGCGCGGAGGAGGAGGGGGAGAAUGCGCUCGCCGCCGACGGGUGGGGUGGCGGUCUGGAUGGUACGCCGGUCGAGGAGGGCGGUACGUGGGAGAGCCUCGCCUCCAGCAGCAGUAACACCGGGGAGGCCGCGGCGGUGGAGAAGCGUCGGCCUUCUGUUGGCGAGGGUACCUGCGCCGGCGGAGCUUUGAAGCAGAACGAUGGUACGGGAGUGGAAGCCGCCGCCGCCGGGAACGGUCAGAUGGCGGCCACCGCCAGCGAGCGGGCGGCUGAGACGGACGGAGCCCGCGACGACGGCGUGCCGGCGCACAAGGCGGAAGUGCUCGCGCUGCUGAGCUCGAUGGAGAAGUUCGCGACCCAGCGCCUGGACGAGGCUGGUGGUGAGGAGAGAGACGACGGGGUAGUCGACGAGGGAUACUGA